Molecule: messenger RNA, 26516 nt
Organism: Paramuricea clavata
Lineage: Eukaryota; Metazoa; Cnidaria; Anthozoa; Malacalcyonacea; Plexauridae
Source: the annotation of a GenBank genome assembly
GAGGUCUAUUUUGUCUGCAUCGAGUUCCCUGACCUUCUUAUUCUUUUGACUAUGGAUAGACUAUUUCACAUCACAGUAGCCUGCUCGCAGGCGAACAUCACAUGAAAACCUGACUUAGUUUAGUAUUCACUCUAUUCUUCAUCUUCUACAAUAUCUUGCAAAUAAUGUAGUUAUAUUUUAUCUCAAUGUUUGAUCAUUAACUAUUCCUCAUCCUGAUUAUCAUUAGGUUGGGAUGAAAAACGUUCAAUUCUUCUCUGACGUAAAUCGUUAUGUGAGGCGUAAUCCUCAGCCAAUGUCUCUACUCCCGUGCUAGCCUCGGGUAUACUUCGUGUUUCGCCGUCUGUCGUCGCUACAUCUUCGUCAACUACCGCCCAACUCGGUCCAGGAACAUCAGCAGUGGACGAGACAAUAUUUUCAUCGGUAUUCUGAUCUUGAGAAGUGGAGAUUGGAGCAGUGCUGGUACCAGCUUGAGGUUCAAGUCCUGACAUGAAAGUAGGCCUAAUGAUAGUUCAAAAUUACUAACAGUUAGAAACACGAGUGUUUCCUGGGUCUCGGUAAGAGUACAUCACUGAGCUCUAUAUAUCUGGAGCGAGAACUUCGGUAUUUCAGGAGCGAGAAAAAUAAAUCCAAGAUGGCGGAAAUUGACGUCCAAUAGCUACGAAGCUCCUAAACAGUUUUAAUUCUUAAAUGACGGGCAAUGAAACAAAUUGUGGGCGAUUUUUCUCCUAUCAGAAUGGUUGUAGCAAGAAAAACUGAACGGUAAUUCAUCUUUUGAGUCUUAAACUCAAUCAAUACAUUAAAAUAGCUGUUUUUUGUUAUACUUGCCCGUCAACUGAAAUCCCAAAAUGACGUCAUUGCAAACGUCAUUACCAUUUCCCCCCAGCUAAUUCCAGGUUUUUUGUAACGGACUGCUAAACAAGUUAGGAGUUCAUAAAACCAUAGUGUUGUUCUUUAAAGACAAAAACAAAGGGACUGACUCUUCAAUUUCCGCCAUCUUGACUUCAGUUUCUGGACUUCUCACUCCAGAUAUACAUAGAGGUCAGUGAGUGACGGAAGAAAAAGCGUCGACUUACGUUUGAGUAGCAGCCACCGCUUGUGAGUAUUGAUUCAACUGCGUGAUGGCAGUAUCCAGUAAAGAAUGAAUAUUUCUCAACACUGCAAUACGAGCUUCCACAUUCUCACGUUCCUCGCCUUCCAUUGCUCGCAGUUCUUCCAUUGUUGCAGAUGAAGUGUUUCCACUUGAAGGAGGGCGAGGAAAAGGGAACCCUUCAGAAACAGAAUACACAAUGUUGUUGAAGGGUUUUGCAGAUGGAAAUUUCGAGUGUAAAGUUUAUACAUUUAUUAAACCUAACCAGGAGAAGUUGCGAAAAAUUCAAUUAUACAGUAGACCCUCUGGCAGGAAUUGAAACUGCGGAGCACUCUACCAACUGAGGUACAGAGAGACCUGCAAUUCGCGCGUGCUCACAGAGACGACUGGGGACGAGUCAGACAGAGAGACAGUUGUCAAGCUCUAACCACAAGUUUUUGUAUAGUAUACAAGUGUAAAUACAUAAUGGAAUAUGCUGUAUAAAGGAGAGUUAUUCAUAAGAUCAUGACAUGAACAGAACAUGUUAAUGAAUCUAACGUCGUAAGGGCUCUCGCAAAAUAGUUCGACGUUAAACGGAGUAAAUUAACAGAGUAGAGUACAUUAGGGCGCAAUACAACUUAAUGGUUAACCCAUUGAGUGCGCUCUCACGAGUAACCUUUACUUACCAAACAUUGGAGAUGGAAACAUGGGAAAGGGUGGCGGGAAAAAUGGUGGCAAUGUGCCUGGAAUCUAGAGAUGAAAAUAUAAACCAGUUGUCAGUCAGAAUACGGGCCCCCAUUUGAAGACAAAGGUUACACAGUUAGCAAUUAUUAUCAAAUCUAUUAUUAUGAUCAUGUAAUAACAAUUAUAGAGCGCAUAUUAUGACAAAAAAGGAAGGUUCCACUCACCGGGUUAGACGACGGUUGAGGAGUCGUUGAUGAUGAUGGUCCUUGUGUAGUGGGUGGCUGAGGUGGAGUGGGACCUAGACCUUGCUGUGGGGCACCUGGAGGUACACCAGGUGGUGGGACAGGAGGGAACCCCAUGGGAAACAUUGGGAAAGGUGGGGGCAUAUGAGCUCCAUGAGGUGGUAUACCUAGAUGUACAUAAAAAGUGAUGAGAUCAUUUCUAUGCAUACUAUAACUGUAUAAAUAUGUCAAACUAAGAACGCUUGCCAGUAUAGGUUGCGUUAUUAUGGCUAGUUUGUGUGGAUAGUGGGUCAUCAUCUACCUACACUAUCCAGGCUCGUGGUUGGUUGAUUAUAACAAUGAAAGACAAUAAAACUAUAGAAAUUGUCUUUCUAAAGAACGAGUCACGAACGAUGACCAUUUUUGUUUCUGAAAGCCAAUCACAAAACAUGAGCAUUUUAGGUAGGUCUUUACCGGGUUAGUUUGUUUGCACUUAGAAAGAUGAUCCGUCAGACGACGAAUCUAAAAUGGUGAUUUAUCUCCAGAAUAAAUCGGUCAGUUGCCAUCACGAUAAAUAGGCAACUUAAAAUUGUGAACUGCAGUUGAUCAAGAAAGUGUUCUUCUAAAGGCUGGUUGUGUAAACUAUCAAAGAUUCUGUGAUCACGAAGGAAGAAAUGUUUGUUAAAACACGUGUCAGUUCUCUCAAACAUUUCUUACAAAUCCUUCAAAACUUAGAACUUAUACUGAUGCAAGAUUCUUUCUGUGAUCAGAGAAACUUUGAUAGUGUAAACCAGGCUUAAUUUUAAAAUCUUGAGACGAUGCAGACCUUGAGGCAUGGCUGGCAUGGCUGGCGGCCGAGGUUGCUGAGGUUGUAAAACAUCCAUACGACAUGUUGGACAUGUUUGCUGUCUCUGGAACCAGGAACGUAGACAACUGAUGUGAAAUAUAUGGUUACAUGGCAGUUUCUUAGCGUUCGUCAUCAUCUCUUCACGACAAAUUAUACAAACAUUGUCUCCGCUAGCCAGUUCUUCUGGUGUUGCAUCUGGAUAACUACAGCAAGGUGAAAUAUAUCCAGUGUUAAUGAAGAGAUCAGAAAAUGAUGUCAGGUGGUAGAUUUUGCAGAGAAGAUGAGGGAAGCAAGGCAAAGAAUGAUAUGUAAUAAGAAGUAAUGAAGAUGGAUAGACAUGGAAUCCAAGAUGUACCCUUUCUUAUCCUUUCUAGACAUGACAGAGAAGAUGAGGGAAGCAAGGCAAAGAAUGAUAUGUAAUAAGAAGUAAUGAAGAUGGAUAGACACGGAGUUCAAGAUGUAUCCUUUCUUAUCCUUUCUAGACAUGGCAGAGAAGAUGAGGGAAGCAAGGCAAAGAAUGAUAUGUAAUAAAAAGUAAUGAAGAUGGAUAGACAUGGAGUCCAAGAUGUAUCCUUUCUUAUCCUUUCUAGACAUUGCAGAGAAGGUGAGGGAAACAAGGCAAAGAAUGAUAUGUAAUAAGAAGUAAUGAAGAUGGAUAGACACGGAGUUCAAGAUGUAUCCUUUCUUAUCCUUUCUAGACAUGGCAGAGAAGAUGAGGGAAGCAAGGCAAAGAAUGAUAUGUAAUAAAAAGUAAUGAAGAUAGAUAGACAUGAGUCCAAGAUGUAUCCUUUCUUAUCCUUUCUAGACAUGGCAGAGAAGAUGAGGGAAACAAGGCAAAGAAAAUGAUAUGUAAUAAGAAGUAAUGAAGAUGGAUAGACAUGGAAUCCAAAAUAUAUCCUUUCUUAUCCUUUCUAGACAUGGCAGAGAAGAUGAGGGAAGCAAGGCAAAGAAUGAUAUGUAAUAAGAAGUAAUGAAGAUGGAUAGACACGGAGUCCAAAAUAUAUCCUUUCUUAUUCUUUCUAGACAUGGCAGAGAAGAUGAGGGAAGCAAGGCAAAGAUGGCAUGGAUAUGUAAUAAGAGGUACAUAAUGAAGACUGACAGACAUUGUGGCCUGGUUUACACGUCGGAUUUUGGUCGUGUCGAAUGCAAUGAAGACAAUAGAUAAUGAGAUGAUAAACCUCAUUAAACUUCAUUAUCUAUUGUUUGAAUUGCAUUCGACGCGACCAAAAUUCGACGUAUAAAACAGGCCUGAAGAAAAAUAGAAGAUAUGCAUGGAGUGUGUAAAAGAUGAUCUAAAUAUCUAGAACCUAACAUGAGAAAGAUAGACGACAAGGAUCUAAGCUCCCAAUUAUACCAUCUCAAAUACUGAUAACUUGAAAACUCACAGUGUAUUCAUAUUUAGAAUAGCACGUCUUGACAUGAUUACGUCGCUGACCGAUUUCUUAAAUGAUCUAGAGAGAGAGAUUAAAAUCUGUAGUUGUCAAAUUAAGGAAAAUUAAAUACACAAAAUCACGGGGAAAUACAUUUCUCACCUUAGUGUUAAGUACAUUGGUCGGAUGGCAAAUAAUGGAAAUGUAUGCACUCUGAUCAUUAUUACCAUAAAAGUGAUGUAUAAAAAUGAUUUUAUAAAACCUAAAAUGAGAAUUGAGAACAGCUAGCUACCAUGUGGUCAAAAAAUUUCAUUAUUUAGUAAAACAAAGCAAAGUAGAAGUCUCACCCAUCACAAGUUCACUGUACAAAAUAUAAACAGCUUUAUUCUCCCAGGGAUUGACACUUUGAAGAUCAAUCGUGUGUAGAACAUAUUUCAUGAAUACAGCAACAACAAUUGUCAGUAAUAUUGCAUACUAAAACAAAACAGAGACAAUUGCCAUAAUUGUUGAAGGAUCUUGUACACGGAAAUUCCGUUACCUUUUUUAAAUCGUAACGAUGAGAAAUGGCCACAUACUCGUCAAAUAAAAAUUGCAGCUCGAAAUCACAUUCUUCCACCGUUGGGAAUUGAAAAUACAUUAAUUAUGCCAAGGUUAGUCAAUCCAAAAGCAAGCUAUUUGUGGCCGCAAGCUAUUUGUUUCGUAAAACUUUCGAAUACGAAUGUUCUCUGUUCAGUGGUUAAUUGAACCAUGUUUAAUAAUGGCGUUCUUAUUGUCUCACUAAGGAAGAUUGAGCUCAUUUUAGAUAAUUCAGUUAACAUUCAAUUUUAAUUUCUUGGGAAUUGUCUAUAUGUUUCGUUUUCCAUGCAAUUCCCAACGGUGGAAGAAUGUGAUUUCGACCGGCAAUUUAUAUUUGACGAGUAUGUGGCCAUUUCUCAUCGUUACGAUUUAAAGAGUAUUAUUGAAAAGUUAAAUAACUGUUCUUUCGUCCUAUGUAAAAAUUGAAUUGUUUAGCCACGUUUAUGAUGCACGACAGCCUGUUGAAUUUCCAUUGAGUUUUUUUAAAAACCCUGUAUAUCAAGGUGAUGGCACCAGGGCAGGAAAAAAUAAUUUUCUUCCUGGGAGCGCAACCUGGAGACAAAAAUUUCCUGCAGACCAACAAACUAUAUUUAUGCUAAAUCUGCAUGUGCAUAAACAUAUAGUGUUCUAGCUGACCAUGCUUUAAAUUCAAGGAAUAAUGUCUGUCAACCAUAUGUUGUUGCACCCAUAGCGAGACAUGGGUGUUAAGGUUUCCUUCAAAUUUUCAAUAGCAAAUCUUCAUUCAAACAAAUUUCCUGCAGCUGUUUAACAUUUCCUGCGAGCAGUGCUCACCUAUUUUUUCCAGCCCUGGGUGAUGCCAAUGUAAGGUGUAUAGAUACAAUUAGUUAUAUUGAGUCUGGAUGCCUAAAUUCCCAAUAUAAAAGCCGCAGUUGUUUAAUCACCUCAAAUCCAAAGACAAGUUGUGUUGAAGCACCACUGUUUAUGACACUGUGAUAUGCUUUGUGGACAAGCAGAGAGUCUAGAGUACCAAGUAAUGUUAACAAACCUAGACAACAAUAUUGCUAUAGAUUAUUACAUAUUUCUGCAACUCAAACAUUGUAAUCAAAUGUCACAGAUAUACUUCGUAUAUGAAACUAUCUCAACUUACAAAUGACACGAAUAUGAAAAAGAAAUGAUAUAACAGGACUUCGUUCCAUCUAUAAAAUUAUGUAAAAAGGCAUGAAACAAUUGAUAAACAUACAUCAAAACACAGAUAUUAUCAAAUGUAUGUCUAAGGCAAGGAAACGUACAUAUUCCACUCUGUCCUCGGAAAGCCAAUGGAAACAUUUAAGAAACAACAGCAUGGUGAACUGAGCGACAAAAAGAGGACUGAAAUUAUCUCGAAACACUGUGAAGGCAAGGCAUGUCUCUGUUACGGCAUACCAAGAUCUCUCUAUCAAAUGCUACACACAAUGAAAGAAAUGGAAGAACAUUUUAGGGAGAAGAUAUAUUUCUGUUAAAUGCACAUAUUAGGUAUGUUCAUGUUUGUGAUUUGUUCACUAGAAAUGCUUGUCAAUCUGUUUUACCUCAGUUUCUGCAGGACGUAAUUGACCGAAGAAAACUUUACGAGAGAGUUGUCCAAGAAGCAGCACAAACACAAAAGCUUGUAAAUAUAGAACCUAAACAACAACAUCAACAUAAAAUAACAUGUCACCUUUUUGACAUACUUUGUAUUACAUUUCAGACAUUUCCCCUGUAGUCUAGUGGCAUUUUUUUUAAAAAAGAGGGGUGAAUAAAUUUCUAGUAGGGUGCAAGCGGCACCACUGAGCGAGCUUUGGCAAGCAUUAGGGCCAAAGACUUUCACACAAAAUGGGAGGGGUGAAGCAAAAUUUUGGUGGAGUUGAAUUUUGGUGGGGUUGUAUAAGAGGGGUUCAAGAGAUUCUAGGGGGGUUUACAAGUCUAGUGGCAUUGUUUCAGGAAUGAUUCCAGGUUAUUUCCCCAUUUGUACUAUAUCUUGCUCUAGUGAAAUGAGUAUUCAUGUUUUUUUCAAAUUGUUUUGUUGGGUCAACAUUUGAGUCUGUUCAGGUUUGGUUUGAGGGUAAAAUUUGGGGUGAAGGUUAGGUUGUCAGAACCUCUCAAGAGAGUGGUCUAGUGCUAAACUUGUCAACACCUGUGGGCAUGAACACAAUCAAAUAUUGUGUUUGUUUGCACACUUCUAUGACAAACAUAGUAAUUGGUCAUUUCAGAAAAGAUCCACCCUGUUCCCAAGGAGUCUGAAAUUUUUGGAGGGGCAGUGGAGACCGGGAGAAACAUCUGUUUCUGAUAAUAGUAAGUGUAUUAAUACGUUGGAAGGGGAGUUGACUAACAAUUUCCUCUGGGGGGCAGGUGGUAUGGAUGUUUCCUGGAAUACUCCUUGAAUGAUCGUCAGUACAAAAUAUGGCAUGACUGACGGUUAGCACCAUUUUCCAUCCAGCAAACUGCCCUAUCGAUUUUUUAAAGUCGUUUCUUUUUGGAUUUUUUUAUUAAUUUGGUUAGGGUUAGGGUUAGGGUUAUGGUUGCAGUUAUGCACCUAUCAAUGUUAAGCCCCCAGGGGGGAGGACGGGAUUAGGUGGGGAUUAGACUUUUUGAAGAAAAUUUUGAGCUAAUUAAUGCCCCAAUAUGGGGCGACAAAAUACAGGCGAAUAUUGAAAUAUUCCCCACCCUGGGGAUCAAAUCCCCACAGUAUAAAUAGAACAUAAUAAACAAACUUAACAAAUUCAGUUGAGAAUAGAGCAGCAACGUUGUUUAAAAUCAUUAAAAUGAUUUUAUUUACAGAACUGUUGAAUGAUUUUUGAAUUUUAUUUAGGACCAAUGAAUGUUUCAACAACAUUAUUCAAGUUUUUCUCCUUCAAAACUUUCAAAAAUUCUGUUACAAUUCUAUUUCUACUCGUUUCGCUCGCCAUUCUGCUUGCUUUCCAUGUGGUUGCCCAACGCAUCCAAUGCAUUACUUGUCAGCGGUAGUCACGCGACUAGAACAUGUGGUUUAAGAUUUGUCAAAUGUCCCAACCCUCGGGCUUCGAAGAAUGGUAAAUAUCCACACUUGGGGCACGAAAUUUGCAAAUCCUGAGGGUACGCCCGGCCUCCCCCCCUGGGGGCAUAACAUUGAUAGGUGCAUUAGGGGUUAGAGUAGGGGUAUGUUUUGUGUUAGUUACAUAGCCAUUCAACACCUCUUCCAUCUUCUGAAAAUGACGUCAGGUCAGUUUGCUGGAUGGAAAAUAGUGCUAACCAUGACUGACAUGCAAAUGACAAAUCUUGCAAUCACAAUCAGAUCUAACCCACUAAAGCUGUGUUUACGUUGCUACUCAGAUCUGAUUUUCCUGAAUAAACUGUCAGCCAAUUCGGUAAAGCCAGAACCUUCUAGUCUUCUAGAGACAGCAGCCCCCCCUGGGUCUGGGGAAAACAGAUUUCCCCUGUUUACAUGACUGUGCAAAAUAAUGCCAUCAAUAGCCACCACACGUUCCUCCUCGCAGCAUAACCUACCGCUAAACUUGGAUUAGACUUUGUUAUAUACACGACAGAAGGAUAGAACUGUUGUUUCUGAAAGUAUGCAUUUCCUAUCACCAAACUUGUCAGAACGACACUGCCAAUACUCAGCAACCAACCACGCAUUUUUAUUAAAUUCUUGACAGCCACGGUUAGUAUAGUUGUAUAUUUUAAAUAUCAAUUUCCAAAUAUCUUGGACAUAACAGAAAAUGAAGGAAGACCAGAUGAAAUACGUGGAAAUUUGUUUUUGAACUCGAAUAAAAUGUAAACACGUCUCACAUACGGGGAUUUGACGGCUUGUUCCGAAGACGUCCCGAAGAAAAUAUAAUAUAAUAUUGGCGCGAAAUUCAAAUAAUUUGUGAAAUUUGAAACAUUGAAAUAAAAUCCAGGAUUUUGAUCUAUUUUGUGGUGAGAAGCGAUGUUUUUUAUUAAAUUUAAUUAAAAACGUGUGGUUUAGUAGCUGCAAUAAAACGAAAGAAAGCAAGAAACAAAAAUACACUCAGAAAUAUCACUUUCAAAUUUCAAUGAAAUGAAAGCGACCCUCAAAUAUUUGGUUCACUUGAUGAUUGCCAGGUGUAAGUCAGUAUAAAAUCAUAACAUCAAUAUCAUUACAUUAUGUGUUUAUAUAGAUAUGCUGAUAGAACAUUCGUAUUCACCGUUCUAAAUCAAGUUUUGAAAUUCAGUCGUUGGUCAGUCUUGUCCCCCCCCCCCCCUUUUGUAAUGGUUUAUUGCUUUUGGAGUGUUUUCCAAAGAAUUGUGUGUGAUAAAAGCAAUGAACUGCAUCGUUUUGAAAAAUUGAUGGUAGAUUUUUCCACUUUCCUGUGACCUGAUUUGAUUUAAAAAGUCUUGCAGUGCAAUGGAUUAAAUGAGUCAAACUAAAGUCACUAAAGGGUGUCACAUGUAAAAGUUUUCUAGGGGUUUACAAAUAACUUACAUGAAGUUUCCUGAAUAAAAGUGAGUGCGCGCGGUGUGAUGGGAAGAUUGAAAUGAAGCUCACUUUCCCCUCACUAGAAAUACCACUCCCCACCUACCUUGGGAUAUACCCUCUCCUUGGCCGUUCCAAACCUGUUCCCAGCUGGUAUAAGUCAUACCAAGUCAUAGGACAGGUCAGCAGGGGGGAUGACAUUCUCAAAUUAAUUGUUAAAUUCUCGGCAGCAGCACGAAGUUUGGUCAUGCUCUGUUCUUGAAGCUUGUUAAUAAUUAUAUGCAACUCGAAAGAAAAAGUGAAAAAGUGCACACUCUGGUAGGAAACAACUCAAGCUAUGUGACUCAAGUGAGGGAGUGCCCGCAGGAACGAAGUUAUUCUCAAGUUCUAGAAUUAAAUUUAAAGUGUUUUAUAAACCUCUUAUCUGUUGAAAGCAUGAAUUACAACGAGUGUCGUGGCAUGUUCCGUUUCAUGUCAGACAAGAAAAAUCCGCAUGAGUUGGCACGUGUUAUAUUCUUCCAGAGCCUGUAAGAAUUUACCAAAUAUAGAAAUUUAAUAAGUUAAUAAAAUUGAUGUAGCCCAAGUAAUGUAGCCACGUCAGACAGGAAGCGAGCAGCCGUCUGACACUGCAAAUUGCGCGUGAAUUGAUCAAUCGGUAUAUAUUAUUCCAGUCGCUACUGAACACAAGCCAGUACACAAGCCAGUAUUAAUAAUUUUCUUUGUCUCAAUGAGUUAAACUGUCUCUUCAGACAAAUUAAAUUGUUUGGAAACAAUUUUGAUGUGAAGUUCCGUGUGAAAAUACAUCCGCCGAUACUGGCUCUCGAGAAUGCGCUUCCCACAGGAGCAGCGCACCUGUCACACAUCAGAGAAACUUGCUGAGUUAACCACAUCGUGUGCUGACUAGCUCAGCUAUGCAUUUUCACCAUACACGUUGGGAAAACUACUCAACAUCAACAUCGUUGAUAACAUCGUUUGCAUUUCCCUCUAUUGUCGCCAUUUUUACCAAAGUCACGUGAAGAAACUAUGCGUUCUCAUUGGCUAAUUAAUUCAAGCAGCUCAGCACCAUUGAACUAUAAUGAGCACUAAGCUCGCAACAUCCGCAGACGUCGAGAUUUUUUCCUGGCGAGGUGAAAAAUGUCAAACACGAUAAAUAUUUUCCUCAAAGUCUCGAGAGGUUAAAUUCUCACGAAAACUAUUCACACACGAGAGAAAAAACAUGCUGCUGAGCCAGCCACCACGCAAGAGCCUGGGAACGAGGUUUGGCCACGCGAAGCGACUAGAUCAGCCAAGUUCUCUCGUAUGUGGCAGCCGCUUAAAUUAUUUUUUUAUUCCUGAAUGUUCUGGUUUGGAAAGAGCAGUCAUGCAUAAAUUGAUUGAAAAUUAGUGCUUAGAUUCUUGAACAGUUAUUCCACAAGACGAGUGCAUGGCUUAUCACAGUCCAAAUUUGAAAGGUUAAUCAGAAUAUUGCCUCUUCAUUUCCUAACUUGGCUUUGGGUUUAGCCUUAGGGCUUGAUUAAUUUAAUCUCUCUAACAACAAUUGGGGUUGGCUUUUCAUAGAGGAAAUUAUUUCUCUUUUAUAACAGAACACGAUGUUAUAGAAAGUAUUUUGCCGUCGUUGAUGAAAAUUUCGAGUAAAAAGCAAUUUAGACCUAACCAUUAAUAAGUAGGUCAACGUGCAAACUGGAUGGUUAGGUGAACAAUAUACAACAUCAUCUUGUUCUAAUCGUAAUGAAAGAGAAAUGAAAGUGUUUAAACGGGAAGAGAGGAAGGAAAUGUUGACUCCAUGAUGGCAACCCAAUCACUUCUAAACACUCCACUUUUUGUUUACAAAAUAAUUCUUUCAACUCAAAGUUCACUUAUGGUUUUUCCGGUGUCCAGGUUCACUCAGGGCGCUCAACAACCACACUCUCGUGUUUACACUUUGCUGAGUAAAUUAGGAAUACCGGCGGAAUAAAUUUACGUUGAAAAUCAGUGAAAUGCAAACACAAUUACACAUGGUCCUUAAUUUUUACUUCUGAUUCCAUAAUCCUGAAUUAUUCAAACGAACUGUAUUUGUUUCAUACUGCCAUAACUAAAUAAAGUAAUCCGUUAUGUUGUAACAUAGUGUCAAAAAUUAUUAGUCUGUGACUCAGUUUUAAAUUGCGCCUUAGUAUUGUGGCAACCGACAAUAGCUAGCCUACGGUGUUUCUGCUGGGGUCUACACCGUAGGCUAACAACAGCUUGCUAUUGGUGGGUUCCCUGUAGACGUUGCAAGUACCAGAUAGUGCAUGGUCAACUUCACAAGUGUUGACACGAACAGAAGCAAAAAGUUCCAAUUCUUAUUUAUCCGGCCCCCAAAUACAAGACAGCUCCAUCCAGAAUUAUUUUCUCUCUUUGAUAAUUGCAGGAUGAGUGUGACCCUGGGGGCCUCUGGUGAAGCCCACCAAUAUCCUUCAUAAUUAUUGCUGAGGUUGCACGCAUGGCAGAUUAGUGUGAGAAAUUGAAGAGUGAAAAUAACUAUAGUGGGUUAAUUGUGUAUCUUUUCGUUUCCUCAGUGCGGAAAUCACAGAGAUUGUUAAUUGAAGCUAAGAAUAUUCGGCAAAUAUUUAACGUCGGCUGCGCCUGAAUCUCAAGUAUGAUAUUAGAUCUCACCCGCAACACUUGCCAAACGUUUUGACGAUCAUCGUCAAAGCACAACUUGAAUUUCAAAUAUCAAAAAAGAAUUUUAAAAAUUUCUGUGAUUUGCAUUCGUAAUCAAUAAACUACGCGAGGCAACACUCUAUAAUAUACACUAUACUUUCAUGUUUCUGACAGAGAAAUAAUAUAUAUUCUAUGGUUUCUGACCACAGUUUGUCCUGACCAAAAAACAAUGUUAUAUAUAGUUCAGCACAAUAAUAAACUCAAAUAAGUGUGAAAACUGAUCAUGAAUUUCCAAGCCUAAAUUGCAGAUCAAAACUACCCUAUUAAACAGAAUCAAACACUUCAAAGUUUUGAACAAAUGGCAAUCAAAUUUUAUUUUGUUUUUAUUAGGGAAAACACGAAUGCCAUGAGAAUGAAAUACUGAACAAGUCUUACUGGACUCUUGUUUGAAGCUUUCUUCAGUGAUGAAACAGCCGAUAACGCGUAUAAAAAAUUAUCAAGACUAAAAGUCUCCAGGUGUAUAUACGACAAAACAUAUACUGUUGUAGAAAAUAUGAGCAGGUAUGACGAUUGGCGUUAAUCUAUUUUAAAGUACAUGACCUUUAGUUUAAAUUUGAAUCGUACGUUUUGUUUACGCGAGUUAUUCUAAUGAGAAUUGUCAUUACAUUACAUUAAAAAAAAAUCAAAUUUCCUGAAAUACCACGAGCAAGUAGUUUUUUCCGUUUUCUCUAUCGUUGAUCUUACAAGAAACUUUGAUUCAAAUUACGUCAGCAAGUCUCUUACCAAGUAGACGGCAGUUAAGUUCUUGAUACUGAAGUGGGUACAAUAUUUUUAUGGUGGGAACACGCACUGCCCCAUUAAACAACUUCUUACUUUUAUUUGAAAUAUAUAGUAAAAUAGCACAUAUUAUCCAAAGUUAACCUAAAAAAGAAAACAAAAAAUAAAAAUUGAUAUUUCGUAUCAUGUACAAUUCAUGCACACAGAGUUACGUGCACUAAACAGCGUUCUUGAAUCUUUGGAUUGGCAUGCAACGUCAUGGAAAAAACAGACAAUAUCUUGAGAGCAAAAAUACGAAAAAUACCAAACACACUUGUAGGUGCAUGUACUAGGAUUCCGCAACAAUAAUGCUAAAAACCUUCAUUCAGUAUAGUCCCAAGAUGACAAACUACCACAACAAGACAUAACAUAACAUAACAUAUAACAUAAUACCCUGAUUCUAUACAAUAUAAGUUGAGUGCAGCAUCUUUCACUGCAGUGGGAGGUUCAUGGAUCUUAUCCUUGACCGUUUUCAAAACACAUCAGUUAUGCAUGUUAGAAUUUCGGUAACUGCAAAGAAAAUGAAUCCGCAAUAAAUUGUACAAACGUCUAUAUAGACCGACAGCACAAAGUUAAGCUCACUAAACUAAACUCUAAAUGACUAACGUCUAACAUCUUUCGGCUUUGUUAAUUUCCAUGAUCGUGAACGAUACACAUGUAAGUAUUCGUUUCACUGACCAGUGACCUCGUAAGGCCGAUUUAAACUGCAAAACUUUUAGAACUGUCGCAAUAUCACACAAUUCACCUACGACAACGUUUAUGGGCGAUUUGUGCAAGUUGUAUAUGCGACAGUUUUAGACUUUUAGAAAUCGGCCUACGGACCCUGGGUUGCAGAGCCUUCAGAAAGUUUCCUAGCUAGGGUUUAUGUCCAAAGACCUUUAAAAACCUGAAAACCUCUGGCACCCAGGGUAUUCAUUGAACACUACUUGUAAAAUUAGAUCGAAAAUAGAUUCUUUGAGGCAUAUUUCAACAUAAGUUAAUGUUUGCCAUUCAGACAUUCAGUAUUAAUUCAUUGCCAUUCAUAUCACUGAGCCGGUCUGAGUACAAAAGUCCAACACAAAAAAUUGGCAACAGUCUGAAAAUCUGCAGUCAGCUGAAUCCUCCGCUCUAAACAAUUCCACCCACCUUCAUGAUAAUUAUAUAACUACAACUCUUACUUUCGAUAAAAUAGAAAAAAACACACAAUGAUUAUAUGACAUAAUACCGCGGGUGAGGCAAUGUCUUCGCGACUGUUUCCUGGAUAUAUCAAAAUAAAAAUAUUCUAUCGUCUGAUUUAAUUCUACACAUUUCUUCCAGAAGAACUCUAAAUAAGAAUUAGAAUCAAUUGGAGAAAAUUAGUGGAACUGAAAGUGUUUAAUUUGAAACAAACCUUAACAUACUAAAUUAUACAAACAAACUGAAUAAUUAUGUUUAUAUAUAUGGCAACAAGACUGUGAAUUUGUAUCGUUUUGGCAAUUGACCCGCGAUAAAAUAUGCCUAGCAGGAGAAUUUAAAUAAGAAAAUUAAAUGUUGAACAUAUUAAAUACUUGGCAAUGUUUUGACGAGUAUGCAUUUUGAUCGAGUGAAUCCAUGACUCUGUAGUGGACUCCAUAUAAAGGCUGCAACAGUCGUCUGAUCACAAAAUCAAUCAGAAUAUUCUCUUAUCUCCACAAUUCUCAACAUCGCUUGAUACAAUGACAACAGCAACAACUGAUUAGAAAAAUAUCAAAUUGGGUUAACUAAAAUACGUCAUUGAAAUAAGAUAAGAACGCCGCUAUCUGGCUACAGGCAUUCGGCCCGGAAAACGACUCUUAAAUAGAAAUACAACUAGACAAGAGUUGAAUUUUUAACAUCAUACAGUUACGUACGGUUCUACUUAUAGCAUUGCACUGGGACAUUUUAUUCUAGACAUAGAAAAUUCGCUCAAAGCGCAAGAGAGUGAAGUGAAAAAAUCAACGAGUCUGGCGUUGGAGUGAAACUAAGCCAAACCAUGGCAGAUAAAACAUGUUAAUGUUUACUGUUUUGUCUUCUUUUUACUGUGUGUACUGUGAUGUCAAAGGCCAAGAUAAAGUUUAGUUGAUUUCAACGUUUUAGUAUAGUUUUAUUCAAGUUAGACAAACCUACAUAACUUUUGUUCACUAGCAAAAUACGCGACAUCGCGACUGCCUUCCAUUGGGAACAUGAGUUUGAAAUGAAACAAUAGAAUUGUAACAAAACUACCUGGUCAAGUAGUGUCUUCUCGUUGACAUUGCAAAGAUUUUCAAUAAAUACACACUUGACAAACGUUGUGUCGAGUACCGGGAAUCUUUCAAAAUAAAUCUCAUUAAUCAUCUUUACGUUGCUCUCAUCACAAUCCUUGUGGUGAUUAACCUAAACUGUUUUACUCCAACUAAUUUAUGGAGUUGGCAUUUUCCGCCUCUACUUCCCUGUGCCGAAAAUGGACUUGGCCUUUUUGUCUUUUAAGAGUUAAGCAUUUAUCUGAACAAGUUCGGCCAUGUUUUCCGAAUAAGUCUAACUAAUGGACCGAAAAUUGGCGAAAAUGUCCUAAUUACGGUCCUUGGAGAUUUUAGGAUUUGCAUGUUCUUUUAAAAAGAAACGCUUGCGUAAAAAUUGCGCAUUUGGUUCUGAGCGCUGUUCCCUAGACAGUCUCGCAAACUUUUGUUGCGUUGGCAUAGCAAACCAGCGCGACAUUGAAUAUCGUUGCAAAUUAACUAUUACAUCAUAAAGUGGAACAACGUUUGUGAAUAUUACAUGUUUCAAAGAGUUUCCAAGUGCUCAAGUGUCGGUUAAAAUGCGAAAGCAAUAGCGCAGUGUUGACAAGGUCUUGUUCUAACCUCGCGUUAGCGAGACCAGCGCCGUUUGAAUUGUUUCGGCGGAAGUGAAAUGUGAACAGCGCAACUGCAACAGCGCAGGAGAAAUAACGCAUGACCAAAUAUGGAAUUAGCAAGCUUCGCUGCUUCCUUAUAUGGCAGUGAAUUUUCCAAAUAAAGCUCUGUGUUGGCACGUGUGUUGAUGAUAAUUUCUAGUUUCAUAUAAAAGCUGUAGAAAAUGGAUCGAAGUCAGAAUGAAGUCGGCGAGUAUAGUCUCAAGAGUGAGAUAGAUACUGAUACACAAGCAAAACAAAGCGACGAAACACAACAAGACGCCAUUAUGCAUCAACAACAACUACAUCGCGGGAUUAAACGCGACGUUGAUGAAAUGCAUAGUAGUUCCUCAGAUCAGGAGAAUAUUGAAGACACCAACAAGAUUGGGAUAAAACCAGGAAAAAAGACAAGAGGCCGAGUUAAAAUUAAAAUGGAAUACAUUGAUAAUAAACUGCGAAGAUACACGACAUUUAGCAAGCGGAAGACAGGCAUAAUGAAAAAGGUUGGUGUGUACUGUCAAUAUGACAAUAUCCUGUCUGAGUUUCUGCAAAUAUCAUCCACUUGUACUUUGCAUUCUGCCUAUAUAUUCUGCACAAACACUGGUAACAUUUAUUCCCUGUGCAAAACUGUGCAGCAUAGUUAUUUAUGUAUAAUAUUGUGAUAUUUUUCUAGGCUUAUGAGCUGAGCACAUUGACAGGCACACAAGUCAUGCUUCUUGUUGCAUCAGAGACAGGCCAUGUCUACACGUUCGCCACGCGAAAACUUCAACCAAUGAUCACUUCAGAAAGUGGCAAAGCUCUCAUACAAACAUGUUUAAAUUCCCCAGACCCUGCAAUCAAUACAGUAACUUUAGAUCAACGUAUGUCUGCAACUGGCUAUGAAGAACCUGACUUGUCUUAUUCUUCACAUGACGGCGUCAAUGUCGACAAGGUUUGUACUUUCAUUUUAUACAAUAACGAAAGUUUUAAACUUUAUUUUGUCGUAACUCACAUUUUAUCCUUUCCCUUGAUAUAAUUUUAUUUACUUAUGAGCCUGUACAGUAUAUAAUUAUCUGCCCACGAAAGCUUUUAAAUCCUACACUUCAGCUAUAAACUCAAAGCUGCAUUUUAUAUAUAGCGAAGCCGAAGCGACGCCAUUGUCUAGUAUUACCAAAAUAUGCAUACAUAAGUUGUUGUCUUGCAUGUUUCGUGUCCAUAGGCUUUCCUAACACUAAAUCCUGCAUUAUCUUGAUAUUAUAACAGCACAUGUAUUGUUAUUUUACGCUAUAGUAAUUCUCUCUCAUUCAUAUUUCGCGUAAGUUUGUUAUGUGGGCCAUAUAUGGCUGGCAUGUCUUUAUAAGGUAACGUGUCGCAACAAAACUAUAUCCAUUUUUGGAAGUCUGGGCAAACUCUUGGGACUUUAAAUUUUCCCCUAAAACCCGCGAACUUGGCCUUUAAAUUUGGACAUUCGUUAAUAAUGUGUAGAAUAUUUAAGUUAUACUGAUGUUUUUAAAAGAAAUAACGUGGAAUUGUCGAGUUUUUACUUCGGUAUUUGGGGAAUUUCAAACAUCGCGUCCCUGACUCGCACGAAGCCGCUGUGAGAUUUAGGAAUUAGUCGGAUUAUAUGUGAAUGUACGUUGUUUUAAUCCUGAAAUAUUGCCUAUUGCGGAUAAAAGUACGUACAAAUCUUCUAGAUUACUGCUUUUAAGGCAAAUUUUAUAAAAAAUUCACAUUUACUAUAAAUUGCUUGUAAAAUUUUUAGUUUCUUUAUUUAAAAUUUAGCGAGCUUAUACAACCUUGUACUAGUAACGUCAUGAAAAAUUCAGGUUGCAUUUCAAGAAAAUUUCUGGUAUCCAAUUCAGAAUUCUUUCUAUAUCAUCUACAAUCUUGGCAUUUCAGUUAUGAUAAAUCUUGAUCAUAUUAUCAUAACAAAUACAUAGUUCUGAGCCAUUAAAAUCAAAUAAAAAACAUUUCAUCAUUGCCACAAGCCCAACACCAUCAGCUGAUGACAUGUAAAUACUGAAAUGGUGGGAUUAUUUUACUCGGCUUUCAAAGUAUUUGAAAAAUAUUAUAAAUGUUUGUACACUGUACACCGAACCCUGAAUAGGUUUAUAGAUACGUUUUCAGAUUGCAAAGGCUAGGUCUUUGCAGACAGUAUUGUGUGGUCCUACUCCUGAUAAUUUUACAGAAAAUAGUUUUUGCUAUCAACUGUUUCAAUUGUCUUUUAUCUAACACAUUUGAAAUGGUUGUAUGCAUUUGAAAAGGCUAGGUGAAUAUAACUGCACAGAAAAUUUAGCAAAUGCACCAUAUUAUGUGACUGCAAAUGUAUUAUAGAACUGAAAAUGGUUGAAAAGACUAUUACCACCAGUUUAACACUGUGUUUAAAUGUAAUGGUUAAAUUUUAUGAAACUAUACUAAUUACUUCUGCUACAGAUGUGAGGGCAUAUAAUUUACAGAACUUGUACAAAUUGUAAAGCAUUACAAAAGAUAAUUGGCCAUAAUUCCAUUAAAUUGGGAAGAAUCAAAAUGUCCCAAUAAAUAUCACUAAGGGUUAUGCAAUUUUAAUAGGCAAGCAAUGUUCAUAUCAUAUUUUCAAACAUUGAUAAGCACAUCUGUGUUAAAUUAUAAUACUUCUCUGAUGAAAUGAUAGUUCCUAUCAACAUUAAUACCCAGCUAUUUUUGGUCAGGCUGUAAAAUUAAACCACAUUUAAACCUCUCUUUGUUACCCUGGCCUUUGAGGUAAAGCCAUUAAAGGGUCUUUUGUGUUUGAAACAAAGUAUAAAGAUGACUGCAUUGUUAAUUUUUGUUAACAACCAGCAGGGACUAUUGUAUGUUACAGUUAAAAGGUUAUAUUAACUUGUAUAUUGUAACUUGUAUAACAUUUUUGCCAAACAUGGUAUAAUUAUGUUUGAAUACUGUACCAAGAUAAUUCAACACUUCAAAUCAUAUUUCUCUGUGCAAUUCUUGGGUCACAUUAGUGAAGAAUACAUGGUAUUCGGAUACACAGCUGCAUAUAUCAUUUACAGUUAUAAAUAGCAAAGGUGGCAUGUAAUUAGCUUUUGAUGGUUUUAGCACAUCCCAAGUCUGGCCAAUGGCCAUGCCAAGAAAAAGCUUGAUGUAAUAUGUUAAUUGUAAUAUUACGUGUGAGAGAUCUAACCGAUACUUGUGCUACAAGAUGAGGACAAGUUAUGUGCUGACAAUGUAAACUGCUAGAGUUAUAGGCACAGCUAGGUAAUUAUAAAAAUCCUUAAUAAGGAUAGAAAUCAUAUGGCCUUUGACAUUGGUUAAUUUGAAAGGCUAUACCCUGUUUAGGGCAUAUGUAAUUAUUGAAGUGCCACAGUUCACAAAAAGCUCAUGCCGGGUUGUAUUCAAUUAUGUUCCUUUGAAGUGUGAUGUUCAAUCAAGACCAUUUAGAGAGCUGUUAGUGCAAGUCACUGUGCCAUGUAUUGCCCCUGUUUGGUUGCUUAGUAUAUCACAUUGUAUAACCACAGUGCAUCACAAACUAUAUAACAUUAACCCAUUGAGUACCAGCAAUCUCCUCUUGGUGAGUAAAAUCAUCUGGCAUUAGGCAGAGUAAAAUAAUAAAGUAAGGCGUAGUGGGGCACAGUGCAAAUAGCAGGUUAAUGUAGUCUACGUUACAAAUUACACAUGCAAAAAUAUUAAGCUUGAAUUUUUGAACAUGGAAAGCUAAGCCUCAGUCAGAAUAAUCAUGAUGUAUAAACUUAAAAUGCAUAUAAUGAACAUAGCAUUGCCAUGCAUAUGUAGGUAUGUUUACAUCCUGCAACUUAUUGAACCAAUUUCAUGAUUUGUAGCAACAAUAUUUAAAAAAAAUAUUGUGGGUUAACACAAUCCAACAAUAUCAGGACAAUCAUAUUCAUCAAAUUCAUCAUUGACAUUAAAAUGUGAGCCAACAAAUGACAAUGUGUGAAGGUUGCCUAUGACUAUUCUUCAUAUAUACACAUGCAUGGUCCUUUGGGCCUCUUUCCUUGUCACAAAGUACUGAUAAUGAUGUGUAUUUUUGAAAACACUAGCUGUGCAUGUCAGAAGUUGAUUUGGAGCAGAAUUGAUGAUUUUUUUCAUUGAAGUAUAAAGUCGUUUUUUCUUCUAAUGACACAAUUACCACUCGUAAUUUCUACAAUUGAACAUGAAUCAAAAGAGAACUAACUAAACAGUCUUGUGAAACUCUUGUAACUGUCGACUUUCUAACGAGGGGUAAGAUGUUACUAAGUUGGGUCAUCUGGGGGUGUAUAUCUUGCAGUUAUCUCACGGUGGACAAGUCAUGUUAAAGUUAUCACAAGCAUGUAAAUAUUUCUUAGUUGUUUGCAUUGUUGAGAUAUUUGCUCAGGUGAAUUGCACUUGAGUCAGGCUCUUCAGCGACCCUUGAGAUAUUCUGUUUUGUUUCUUUCAUGUGACGAACAUGUCUGGACAGGAUGGGAAUCUCUGUAAAUUAGAUUGUUUUUCUCUUGGACGCACGCAAAUUUUUACGUCUUCGGAGCAAAUGAUGGGUUUCUUUGAGCACGGACACUCGCAGGAGCAAGAAAACCGUGUCUCUCUAUUUGUUUUCUACCAAAUAUAAGACUACUAGUAACCUAAUGAAAACAAUUCUCAUAGUUUUCUCGCUCUGACAACAGCUCAGAUUGACUUCAUAUUGUGGUAUGCAUGUGUUAGUGAAACCUAUACAAAUUUGCAACAAUUGAUAUGUUUCUCUAAUUCUAUCACGCAGCCUCAGUGAAACGAAGAAUCCUAUACAAAUUUUGCAACAAUCAAUAUUAUUUUCUCUAAUAACAACUAAUUGGUACCCUUAUUUUUAAAAGAAGAAUGAAUCAGAAUUAUUUUAGACUAUGAUGUGUGAUGUAAUGUAUGGCAGUUUUAUUGUAAAAGUACUUUCUAAGACCAAGGUGUUUCCUUUCAUCACAAAGAAUCUUUAUUCUGUACGUUUAGCUCAAGUGUUUUGGGUGUAAAUGGGGCUAGAGGCCGGCGACAAAAAUGGAAUAAGUUCAUCAAUUUAUUCUCAACAAUUUCAAAGUAUCUACAAUUAAGUUAAAGCGGCUAGCUUUCAUAAAAAAGUCACUUAAACCGAUAAAAAAAUAUCAAAGUUUUGAAUUUCGGCUCCUUGCAUCUCGGUUAUCUAAUUGCGUGCGUGAUAUCUCAAACGUAGGGUUUAAUCAUAGAAUAUAUAAUAGACUAUUUUCUAUUCUGUGGUUUAAUGUAGGCCAUGUAUUCGACAUCAAUAAGCUACCGUGGUUUGUGUCUGAACUACGUGAAGAAGAGUAGAACGAUUGGUAUUUUCUUGGUACUUUACACCCAAACCACGGCAGUGCAAUAUUUCAGUUUGUUUUUGCCAAUGUUUCUUUGUAAACGUAAUAUCCUAACAUUAUACUAUGUGUAAUAUGUUAAAUAUUUAAAAUAUAUAUUCCCAAGAUUCUUGAAAAGCACUCAACCAAUAUCUACAGUCUAGGUAAUAUCGCUGGUUAAUAAUUCAUAUUUACCGCGGCAGCAUGCCGUAAAAGGCGUCAUACUCUAUUUUUGGAAAUUAUAUUUUAUAACCUUUAUUAACCCUCUUGAGUAUGAGGUGUGGUGGUUUAUCAUUAGCUACAGUAUUAAAGGCGGGGUGGUUGUUAUGUAAGUUAAUGAUAUUACCAUGGUUGCUAUGGUGAUACAAUAGCGCACUCCCAUCUCGUCAAUCUUCCUGGGUGUAAACAUAGUCUAAUGAGAUAAUUUACAUACUGAGUAGUUUCGAUUCGAAUUGUAAAUCUAAUCGACUAUUAAGUAAUUGAAAGUUAGUUGACCAUGCAUUGAAUAGUUUCUGCUGUGAUUCUGUAGUCUUACAUCAUGAAAUGUCCUAAAUCUGGUUGUCAAGUGGGUCAAAGUGCGUAUAAAAGCAUUCCAAAACUUUGUUAAAAAGUUUAAAACAUUUAAUAAGCUUCUGUGUUUUGUGUCAGAACUACACGAAAAAGGGCCUCUCGACUAAACGUCAAAUUGUCGAAUAUUGCACUGAUACAGUCUCAACCUGCGUCUCGUCUUGAAUCAUAUAUUGUAUUCUCAAGAUGUCUUGUCUUUUCGGAAUUUGUUUUUUACUGAACAAUAAUAGUUCAUUUAAAAAUAUGUUUAUGUUAUUAAUCUCUGUCAUAAUCUACUUUUGAUAUUAUAUACAACUUCAAAUUAUUACUACUUUUUACUACGUCAGACAGUUUAACCUUAAAUUUGAUAUGUUAUUUUAAUAUUUUUUAAAAUUUGCUAUUUUAUUUAGGACGGGAAGGCCGCUAUAUUCUUGAAUCAAAACAUUGACUUAAAUCAAACUGGGACAGGCUCUAUGACAGGGAUAACUCUACAAUCAGCUGGCAACGGAUCAUUUCCUAUGACGACGUAUCUCCCUCCUACCAGUCAACAACUGAAUGUUUCUAAAUCUGGGGUCCAGUCUCUUUCUGUACAGGCCGUGCAUGGAGGUGGAUAUGCUACGAUAUUUACCCCCGGGGCUACGUUCCCUAAUGGAACAUAUCAGUUGGGUCAAGGAACACAGCAACCUCUCACACAGGUAGCCCUCAUUAUCUAUCGUAGUUUGCAUCUCGGGAUGAACAGUGGCAAAAAAACCUGUCAAUGUUAGAACUAUUGACACCAAUAUAGGAACGAUAAAAUUACACUUUUCAAUACGCCCUUCCGGAAAGAACUUAUCCGUGGCUAUGGUUGUUUUCAUGAUUGAGAUAUUGGUUUUAUAGUUCUUGAUUCUUGUUACUGAUGACGUAAACAGAUCUUCUAUGUUCACUGAUACAACUGUAUGGUUUCGUGUCAUCUGUAAUAAGAUAAAAGACUCAACCCAAUAUCUCAAUCACGAAAAAGAGACUUGAUAGACUAAGCACUUUCCAGAAGGGUGCAUUGUAUUUAUUUUCCUCCAAAUACAAGACGACCCCAUCCAAUGAAAACAUUAACUGAAACCAAUCCACUGAAACCUUCAUGAAUAGCGAUGGUUUUUCUAAAAUUUCAAACGACAUUUUCUAUUGACUCAAAUGAGAAUAGACAACUCUUUCAUCCUCGGACACAAAGAUUAUAUUCUAGCAUAACUUCUACUUUGUAAUUUUCUGCAUAUCCCUGCAAUGCCUGACAUUUUCUUGUAUUUAAGGUGGUCAACCCUCAAGUUCACUUACAACGAAUGCAAGCCGCAACAACAUCAGCAAACUCUCACAUGGAUUCAAACUGUUCUGUGACGUCACACAAUCAUCAUCACGGCAGUCCUGAACACCCUGAAGGCGAUAGCCCGGGUAAUGCAGGUCACAUGUCAGGCGUGCCUAUCAAUGUAUUAUCUAUGCAAGGCAAUGAGGCUGGACAGAACAAUGUGGUGUAUACUAGCGGGAAUAUGCCACUCAUGUAUAACUCCAGUGGUAUUCUCUAUGCAACACCACCCACCACCCAGUCUGCCAUGAAUGAUGGUGAUUCCAAUGGUCACCCACACCAUCUGGUUAUGCAAGAUGGUACUGUGGUGACCAACCAAGGAAUUCCUGUAUCAUUACAACACGUCCCUGGGGCUCUACAGGUAAUGACUAUUCUUGCUCUUAUUUUAUGUUUGCACUGAAAAAGAUUGGCCCAUUGACAUCGAUCUAAAGAAUGAUACUAUGAUUUUAUGAACUGAAAACGUGAUUAGCGAUACGAUCCGUUAGAAAAAAACACGUCAUUGUCCGCCAUCUUGACUUCAAUUUUCUCGACGUUCUUGCUCCAGUAUAUAUAGAGGUCACUGUAUAAACCGGCAAGCCAUUUGAACAUGUGAUGCUCUUUCUUUGAUUCUAAAAAUACUUCAUAUCCUUUCAUUCAGGUUCACCAGGAGUACAGUAAUUCGUUACAACAUCAUUCAAAUGGUAUCCAUGACAACCACAGUUCACCUGGUGACAUGGUUGGUAUGGUAGAUCCCAGUUCUCUAUCUGUUCACCCGGACGGAGCUAUGGAGACGAAAAUGAAUUCCCACAAGUAGCGAGGACUCGGGAGGAGCGAGGGGUUCCACGAUCUCGGUAGAGAAACGCGAUGGUACUGAACGGUUUGUUGAAACAGCACAAAAGAUAUUAAAUAUCUGAAAAUAUAUAUUGCGUUCACACUAGAGGAUUCAGGCGGGAUUAGAACAAACUAAAGCAACUUCAAUAAUGCAACUUUAUGUAUUCUGACCAUCAAUUCUAAACUGUUUUUCCUGAAGGUGCAGUAACUGUCAUUCCGUAUUUCAUCCCUUACUACAUGUGAAAACAUGCAGUGAUACUUUAUCACGAACACCGUUUCAUUGUGUUGAAGUAAAUUUAAAAUUGAUUUCAAAUGCGUCCAUUCCAGUGGAGAAGGUAGCCAUGGCAACUGAUCAUGCUAUGCUAAUAAACUUGAAUCUAGAUAUGUUGAAGACAAGACAUUUCUAAAGGUUUGAGUAAUACAAAAGCAUGACCUGUUGUUAUAGCUAGCUUCACCACUGAUCCAGUUCUGAAUCAACUAGUGUGAUGAUGGCAGCGUAUGAAAGAUUGAAGUUAUUUGAAAUGUGUACUAUUUAAUCAAACAUUAUGAAUUGCCCACUCCUAUGGAGUGAUAAAGAAUAUUAAAACCAAAAAUUAUCGUAAGAUAAAUUACUAUUCAAAUAAACGGAAAAUUUCACGAACAUUAGUAAAGCGGUCAAACGAGGAUGAGGGUUGGUAGUCACGCAUUGUUACGGGGGACAUUCCAAGCUCUAGAUUAACAAAAUAAAGGUUUGAUAAGUGUUCCAACUAUGUUUUAACUUGCAGUAAAUACAUGAUAGUGUUGGGAAAGUAUUAAGAACAGCCAACCAAGGUCACGUGGCUGCCUCAUGCACUCUCAUCCUCGUUUCAUCCGCGCUUAAUAGACAUGAUAGACAUCCGAAAUAUCUGCACUGCUUUAACUAUCCCAUUGGCUUACAAAAUUCCGUGUAACAUUCUACUAUGUAGGAUUGCAUUCAUGUCUGAACACAUCGCACAAAUGUUUUCAUUGAGUUGAAGAGUAGGCGUAAUAUGUUUGGAAUGGAAACAAAUAAUACAAUGUCAUUUCCUCAUGCCCAGACAAUGUGAGGUAGUCGACCCACAUAAUCUGUGCAGGGGGCCGGCUUUUGUUGGGACGCGAUGUUAUAUUAGGACGAUUUUGAUGUCUUUGGAAACAAGACGACAUGAUGAAAGUAAACUGUUGCAUAAGCUUUCUAUAGUUUUUUGUAUUUGUUUGAAAAUCGUACCAUUCGGAACGUAUAGUAAUAACAUUUCUCAUAACUUUCAUUGGGUAUAUCAAAAUGGCAUUCAUCUCCUCCCAGUAACGUUGGACAUGAUAUCCAUAAACAUUUCCUCAAAAAACGCCUUGGGAUUAAAAAAUAUCCCAGGAAAGAACAAACAAGAAAACUCCCUCUGAUGAAAACAAUGCAUAAAAUUACGGAACUAUACACAAAGAAUAUCUGAAAGUUUAAGCUAGUAUUGUAUGGGAUUAAAAAGUGUUGAUGCACUUCAAAUGGGGACAAGCUGACGCCUUCCUACAAACUCGAAAGGGAUAGAAUUAAAAACUGCGCAAACACAAAAAUUUUAAUAACGACUGAAAAGACCGAAAAGUUUAUGGUGUAGAGCAUGCCUGCAUUUUUUCGACCAGUAAAUCUAUAUGAAAUAAUUUUAGCAUUCCUGAUGAUGACUACACUCUAGUCGAAAUGUCGAUGAAACAGUUUCGAAGAAUGUUUUCGGAGUUACUUUUGCUUUGUAUUCAAAUACAUUUCAACUUAGCCAAUAUCUAAUGAGGACAUCCUGUCUUCUUCCUCAAAACUCGAAAGGGGAUAGAAAAAAAAAACAAAUCCAGGAAUAAAAGUGAACAAUUGUCCCCACCCAACGUGGGUUCACUGCGGACGUGAGAACAAUGCUAUAAACAGGAAAAGUAUGAAGUAAUAGUCUUUCGGACGUUUUAGAACGGAAACGCGUGGUACGACUUGUAGAAUCUUCGAUAAAGAGUUUGUUCAAGUAGCCACUUGAGAAUCACUUGAGCAAACUCGUGAGAAGUCGACCUGCGGUUUUGACAAUAAAAAUACAGACUUUCCCCAAUCCGUGCUGGGUGAAUUGCCUAAAUCACUGAGUAGAAACUGAAUUUAAAGCGAAAAUUUCCCGAAGAUGGAAAGUCGCAAAUACUUGACGUCAUCAGUUAGGAAUUCUGUACAAAAAUGUAACUCCACAAAGAAUCUUUAGUAACAUCUGAACAACAUUCUUAUAGCCUGUUACAACGACAAUUUGUACCAAUAAUGCCAGCAAUUCGCGUCAUUACUAGCAAUUUAUUAGCAUCGUUACCGUAUUUUUACAAACCAUAAAUGCACUAUUUUUAGUCACCGAGAGUUGUAAAUUUUAAAAUUUCCUUUUAUGGAUUGUUUUGUGAAAUUAACCAAGAAAACUUUACGCCUUCGGAUUACCCCGAGUACCACGAAAAAAAUCAAUACUGACAUUUCACCUCCUCGUUUCAUCCGGGCUUUAGACUGAUCAAACCUCUGUAAGUAACUAUGAUAGCAUAUUUUAAUGCCAAUGGGAUGGUUAAAGUCUUCAAAAUGUUGUAAUUACCAAGUAGUUUUAGUUGAGAGCACUAGAUUUGCAUAUGAUUUAUAGUGAGAGUUGAAACAAAUUGAGACGUUUAGCGAGUUAAUAGUUCUAUUUAGCCAAAGUUGACUGUAAAUGGUUUGUACAGCACUAUUGUAAAUAAUAAUUUACAAAUUUGUAAAUAAUGAAAGUGUUAUAACGUGUAAUAAUUUAGAGAAUUUAUACACUUAUUGUGGAAUUGCAAAUGUUUUCUAUUAAUAAACAAUACUUAAAAAUCUGUUUUGUGUUAUUGUCAUUUAUGAUUUAUGAAAUAUGUAAUAGAACACAAGUGACAUCGUUGUUUGAUUUCAACAUUUAUUGCCUUCAUUUACAUGCCAUUGUCAUCAACGUUUAAUUUCAGGAUUUAUUGCCUUUAUUUCUAUGAAUUAAUGAGAGCCUGAGUAUGGUAAAGUCCGAAUGUUCUAGGUUUCCAAGAGAAGAUCGAGUUCUUCUAGAGGUGUUCUAAUUCUUAAUUCUUUGUCUUCCAUCAUGUCGUAAACAUCUUGAAACAAUUCAGGAAAUAUCCUCAUCGCCUCCAAAUAUAUUAUCU